AAUUGAUCUGGGGCAGUCACCCUUUCUCAGUCUAACCUACCUCAAAUGGCUGUUGUGAGGAUACAAUGGACAGCGGGAAUUCAAACAUAGGUACAACUUUUUUUUUUUAAUAGGUUGAUUCUAAAAAGCCAGGACACUGAAGAAACAGCUUGUGACGUGUUUUUCUGCAGAACCCAAAGCCACCAGGAAGUUGGACAACCGAGGAUAACCAUCCGAGCAUGAGAACGAAAAAAGAGGUGACCACAGGCCUGCAGUGCGAAGGCUUCCUUGAAGACUCUGAAGACCUCCGUAUGACCCCGAAUGGGGUGGCAAGAGAGUGCCUGCAGCAGGCCAGGCUACGCGGGGUUAAGCUGGAGCCGGAGGAAGGGCAGCUUCAGCUCUGGGAGGCCCAGUGGCAGGACUUCCUAAAAGUGGCGGAGUCCUCAUGCUCGGUGUGGGGAAACAAGCCGCCUGCGGAGGCCAAGACUUCCCCCGUUCCCUCUGCUGUGCCCCAGGGGCCUGGCCUGGAGGGAGCCUCGAGGCUCUUCAGAGAGGAAGCUCUGGCAGCUUCCAGGACUCCGAAAGCGGGAGAUCGAAAGGCGAGGGAGGCCGUUCUCAGCAAUGGGAGCACGGAGGCAGAAAUCCAGCGCCGGCGGUUCAGGGGGUUCUGCUACCAGGAGGCUGAGGGGCCCCGGGAGGCCUGCAGCCAACUGCGGGAACUCUGCCACCAGUGGCUGAAGCCCGAGAGGCGCACCAAGGAGCAGAUCGUGGAGCUGGUGGCCCUGGAGCAGUUCCUGGCCAUCCUUCCAGCAGAGAUCCAAAGAUGGGUCAGGGGGCACCGAACGGAGUCCUGCUCCCUGGCGGUGGCCCUGGCUGAGGAUUUCCUGCUCAGACAGCGAGAGUCGGGGAGCUGCAACGGGCAGAUUCUUGGGGAGAUCAAGCAGGAGAGCACCAGAGAUGUCAUCUUCCCAGGUCACCAGGUCUCGAAUGAACACGAUGAAGACCCACAGGGGCUGCCUGAAGCACAUGGUGGAAUCUUCGGCAUUCCAGAAGGACCAGAGAAAUGGUUUGAAAGUGGACCACAGUCGUGGAAGAGGAAAUCCCUGAGUGGAGGAGACCUUUGCAGGAUUUCAUGUACCUGGAGACCACCCAAGGGGGUAGGGAGGAGCGUGUGCCCCGUUUGCAGUAAAGGUUUUACUCGCAAAUCAAGCCUCAACAGGCACCUGAUUAUUCACACAGGAGAGAAACCCUACAAAUGUUCCAAUUGUGGGAAAAGCUUUAACCGGAAAACCAAUCUCAUUGCCCAUGAGGUUAUCCACUCGGAAGAGAAGCUGUAUCAGUGUGCAGACUGUGGGGAAACCUUCAAACCGAAAUGGGGUAUUACUGCUUACCAGAUGGACCACACCGGAGAGAAAGUGUAUAAAUGUUCUGCCUGCAAGAAGAGCUUCAGGCAAAGGGCAAAAGCCGUGAGAGGAGUCAUGCUGAGCAAGCCAUGGAAAGAAGCACCAGAAACAUCCCUGGAAAAACAGGAACAUGGGAAGAAGGAAGACGUCUCCAGCAACCAAAACGAGCUGGAGAGGGGGCUGGACAAUGAAAUGGGGGAGAAGUUUGUUAUAGGUCCAAGUGGAGACCUUGACACAAUUAAAGCCCCACCAAAAUUAUAUAAAGGAAAGAGACGGAGCCCUUGUCCUGUGUGCGGGAAAAUUUUUGCCACUCAGUCAAGUGUUAAUAGACACCAGAGAAUUCACACGGGAGAGAAGCCGUUCAAGUGCACGGACUGUGGGAAGAGCUUCAAUCAGAAGACAAGUCUCCUGACUCAUGUAGUGAUCCACACUGAACAGAAGCCACACCAGUGCUCUGACUGCGGGAAAAGCUUCCGACACUCGUCCGGUCUCCUUGUGCACCAGAGAAUGCACACGGGAGAGAAGCCGUAUAAUUGCUCUGUCUGUUGGAAGAGCUUCAGUCAGCGAGCACAUGUGAUCAAACACAUUGUGAGAAAGCACACAAGAGAGAAGCCACUGGCCUGUCCCUCUCAAACUCCUAGCAGCUGAUACAUUUUUCCCUGCUGCCCUGAGCUAAACCAUGACUAUGCACCUGGAUCUUAGAUUUGGAAAUAUUUGAGUGUGGGCAAGUAGAGGAAAUACCCACUUGUUCAGGAUGCAUUUGAGAUUGAGUCACUGCAAAGUCAAUUUACUGGACUUUUUAUUGGAGGGUGAAAAAUCUGGAGCACUUGAUCAGAGAGAGCAAACCUCUGAAGGCAGCUUGUUAUCCUGACUGGGUUCAGACAAGGGUUGAGUGUGGGUUGUUCUUGAAACACGGGUUCAAAUGUGUUGCUUGCAUCUAGCUGAGAUAACAAUCUAUGGUGAACAAUUCCUAGUCCACAACCCAACAACAAACCGUGGAUCCUCAUCAUGGGUUGUUCAUGGAUAACAGUCCAUGACUUCUUGACACAGAUGGGUUCAGACAACCCAAAUAACACACAGUUCAAGACAACUCACACUCAGUCAUGAAUAUGGGUUAUCCUGUUGUUUGAACCCAAAUUCGUGGGUAUCUAUGUCAGGAAUACUGAAACACAACCCACAGCCAUAUUCAGCCUUCUGGGUCCCUCAUUGGACCUGCCCCCCAUUCAUUGCCCACAUGAAACAGGAUCUUCAGUAGAAAAAUAAACUUUUGAGCCCUUUUAAUAUCGUGCUUUGUAACAACAAUAGUUUGGUUGAUUAUUUGUACCUUAUUUUUUAUCACUAGCUUAUAAUUCGUGUAAAAAUA
This is a messenger RNA of Varanus komodoensis (Komodo dragon), 2745 nucleotides long. RefSeq names its product zinc finger and SCAN domain-containing protein 2-like. The transcript is spliced from 4 exons. The record is from RefSeq and is a predicted model, not a curated record. Bases 219 to 2030 code for a protein of 603 amino acids. Gene Ontology annotation, molecular function: DNA-binding transcription factor activity, RNA polymerase II-specific; RNA polymerase II cis-regulatory region sequence-specific DNA binding. NCBI's taxonomy places the organism in Eukaryota, Metazoa, Chordata, Lepidosauria, Squamata, Varanidae. Gene Ontology annotation, biological process: regulation of transcription by RNA polymerase II.